AUGAACGGCGUUGAGAAGCCAGUUCUCGACGAGGACGCCUUUGGCGCAAAGGCUGGAAGCAUCGUCAGCGCUUUUGACGCAUUCCCCAAGUCGAAACCUCAAUAUAUCCAACGAACCUCGGGCGGCGGAAAAUGGACAGUCGCCGUGUCCAUCAUCUCCUUGAUCCUCAUCUGGGGUGAGGUCGCCAGGUGGUGGCGCGGCGCCGAGUCUCACAACUUUGAGGUCGAGGCGGGUGUUGGUCGUGAGCUGCAGAUCAACCUCGACAUUGUGGUGCGAAUGCAGUGCGAUGAUAUUCACGUAAACGUGCAGGACGCAUCGGGCGAUCGAAUCAUGGCUGCGAAGCGUCUCCAUCGCGACAAGACCCUCUGGUCGCAGUGGGUUGACAGCAAGGGCAUGCACAAGCUUGGACGGGACAGCCAGGGCAGGGUCGUUACUCAAUCUGGCUGGAACGACUUGGGUUACGAGGAGGAGGGUUUCGGUGAGGAGCACGUUCACGACAUUGUUGCGCUCGGCAGGAAGAAGGCCAAGUGGGCAAAGACGCCCAAGGUCAAGGGUCGUGCUGACAGUUGUCGUGUCUAUGGAAGCUUGCACUUGAACAAGGUGCAGGGUGAUUUCCAUAUCACGGCUCGAGGUCAUGGAUAUAUGGGCAAUGGCGAGCAUCUCGACCACAAGAACUUCAACUUUUCGCACAUCAUCUCGGAGUUGUCCUACGGCCCCUUCUAUCCCUCGCUCGUCAACCCCCUCGAUGGCACUGUCAACACCGCCUCGGACAACUUCCACAAGUUCCAGUACUACCUCUCCAUUGUGCCUACUGUGUACAGCGUGGGAUCCAGGUCCAUUCUCACCAACCAAUACGCUGUGACCGAGCAGAGCAAGGCUGUCAACGAGCACUACAUUCCUGGAAUCUUCUUCAAGUACGACAUUGAGCCUAUCCUGCUGACGGUUCACGAGAGCCGUGAUGGUAUCCUGACCUUCCUGGUCAAGAUUAUCAACAUUGUGAGCGGCGUGCUUGUCGCCGGACACUGGGGCUUCACCAUCAGCGACUGGGUGAAGGAUGUUAUCGGCCGAAGAAGGCGCAGCAGUGGUGGCGUUGGUGUCUUGGGGAACAAGGAGGGCUUUGAUGAGUAG
Molecule: messenger RNA, 1128 nt
Organism: Fusarium falciforme
Lineage: Eukaryota; Fungi; Ascomycota; Sordariomycetes; Hypocreales; Nectriaceae
Exons: 3
Coding region: 1-1128 (375 amino acids)
Biological process (GO): endoplasmic reticulum to Golgi vesicle-mediated transport; retrograde vesicle-mediated transport, Golgi to endoplasmic reticulum
Cellular component (GO): COPII-coated ER to Golgi transport vesicle; endoplasmic reticulum membrane; Golgi membrane
Source: RefSeq, a predicted model, not a curated record